UAUUCCUUUAUAUAUAUUUACAGAUAAGAAUGUCGGAUGUUAACAUGAACUCAAGCUGAUUACAUAUUAUCAACUGCAGCUGAUUUAUUCAACAAUAUGGGCAGUUACAUGCAAGAUAUGGCACAGUGGUUUUGGGAUCCUGAUGUGUGGUUGCCCCCCAACGUGACCUGGGACAGCUUCAAUCAACCCAAGCAGGUCAACGACAGCCUCCUUGAACCACAGGACUUCGCCAAAUUCAGUGAUCUGUGGUUUCCAUUACCCCUGGCGAUUCUUGUUAUUAUACUCAGAUCUUUAGUUGAGAAGAAAAUAUUCAAACCUGUAGGUAUAAGGUUGGGUUUGAAGGACCAUCAACGUGUUUAUCCUCCUGAAAAUAAAACAUUGGAGCAUGCAUACAGAUCAUUCUCCACUAUAUCAAAGGAUCAAGCUUUAGAGCUCGCGGGUACAACAGGACUCUCCUAUAUACAGGUUGAAAGAUGGUUACGGCAGAGAAGACAAGCUGAAUUACCAAAUACAUUACAGAAAUUCUGUGAGACGGGGUGGAGGUGGAUAUUCUAUACUGGUAUCCUAGUCUAUGGAUUCCUAUGUCUAUGGAAUAAGCCCUGGUUUUGGAAUAUUCGCUACUGCUGGUACGAUUAUCCAUAUCAUCAGGUUGACUCCGAUGUAUGGCUCUACUACAUGGUUGAAUUAUCCUUCUACUGGUCCUUAUCAAUAUCACAGUUCUUUGAUGUCAAGCGGAAGGACUUCUGGGAAAUGUUUAUCCAUCACAACACAACCAUUGCACUCAUGAUGUUUUCAUGGACUGCACACUUUACCAGAAUUGGAACUCUGGUUCUGAUAGUUCAUGAUUGUGCAGACCAUCUACUAGAGCUUGCUAAACUUUGCAAAUACAUCAAAUAUACGAAAUUGUGUGACGCUGUGUUCGUCUUGUUCUCAGUUACUUGGAUAGUUACCAGGUGUGGUAUC
Eurytemora carolleeae is the source of this 963-nucleotide messenger RNA. RefSeq names its product ceramide synthase 6. The transcript has 12 exons. Lineage: Eukaryota; Metazoa; Arthropoda; Copepoda; Calanoida; Temoridae. The record is from RefSeq and is a predicted model, not a curated record. Gene Ontology annotation, biological process: ceramide biosynthetic process. Gene Ontology annotation, molecular function: sphingosine N-acyltransferase activity; DNA binding. The annotation marks the transcript as partial. Gene Ontology annotation, cellular component: membrane.